Molecule: messenger RNA, 2316 nt
Organism: Selaginella moellendorffii
Lineage: Eukaryota; Viridiplantae; Streptophyta; Lycopodiopsida; Selaginellales; Selaginellaceae
Product: pentatricopeptide repeat-containing protein At2g35030, mitochondrial
Exons: 2
Coding region: 1-2316 (771 amino acids)
Molecular function (GO): protein binding
Source: RefSeq, a predicted model, not a curated record
AUGAUCCAGGGAUUCCCAGCGAUUCCACCGCAAGGCGAUUUUAAUUCUCUCGUCCGGUCCAUCAAAUUGUACGGCAACUCGAAGAACUUGGGCGAAGCGAGGAAAGUCCAUGCGAGAAUAGAACGGAACGGGGACCUGAAAGAAAGCUUGCAUCUGUGGAAUCUUGUGAUUGAAAUGUAUGGGAAGUGCGGCAGCGUGGAGGAGGCUCGAGCGGUGUUCGAUCGGAUCAGCGACAGGAACUUGGUGUCGUGGAACAUCCUCCUUGCGGCAUAUGCUCGAAACGGGGAUAUUGCUCAAGCAAGAUGCGUGUUCCAGAGCAUGCCCAGAAAGGAUCGAGUGUCAUGGAAUGGAAUGAUCCAGGCCUACGUGAAAAGCGGGCUUUUGGAAAGAGCGAUGGAAGUGUUUAGAGCGAUGCCAUCACCGGAUAUCGUCUCGUGGACAACCGUGGUUGCCGCAUUUGCCAAGGCGGGGGAUCUGUGUCGAGCGACAGAGCUGUUUGAUUCGAUGCCUCACAAGAAUGUGAUCGCGUGGAACGCUAUGAUCACGGGUCAUGCAAAGGCUGGAAAAAUGGAGGAGGCAAAGAAGCUCUUCGAUUGCAUACCGCUCAAGGAUGUGGUUUCGUGGAACGCUAUGGUGGCGGGAUAUGCCGGAAACGGGCAACUUGAUCUGGCGAGAGAGGUUUUCGAGAGCAUGAUCUUGCGAGACUCGGUGUCGUGGACGACGAUGAUCCGGGCUUACGUUGCUGGAGGAGAGAUUGGCGAGGCCAGAGCUUUGUUCGAGAGGAUGCCGAUGGAGAACGUCGUGGCCUCUACGGCGAUGCUCCAGGGCUACGCCGAGAAUGGAGACUUGGAAGAAGCGAGAGCUUUGUUCGAGAGAAUCCAGUGCCCCGACGCGAUCGCAUGGACGACGAUGAUGAACGCUUACGCCAGUCAUGGUUUCCUGGAAGACGCGAAGACCAUCUUCGAUCGGAUGCCGGACAGGAACUUGGUAACUUGGAACGCGCUCAUCACAGCGUACACGGAUCACGGUCGCGUGGAGGAGGCCCGGGAGCUGUUUGACAAGAUGAAAGAGAGGAACUCCAUCUCCUGGAAUGUGAUGCUCCAGUCGAGCGUGGAGAGAGGCGAGCUUGUCCAAGCAAAGGCCGCGUUUGAUCGGAUGCCUCAACCGGACACAGUAUCGUGGAACUCGAUGGUUCAAGCGUAUGCUCAAGAUGGUCACGUAGAACAAGCCAGGGACGUGUUCGAGAGGAUGCCGAGGAGGAACGUUGUGUCAUUCACGGCCUUGAUCCAGGCCUACGCAAGAAGAGGCGAGAUGGAGGAAGCAAAGAGGCUGUUUGACGAGAUGCCGCAGCGGGACGUGGUGGCCUGGACGACGAUGGUGGUCGGAUACGCGCAGGCCGAGAUGGCGGAGUGCGCAAAAACAGUUUUUGAUGCGAUGCCACUCCGAGACCUGGUGUCGUGGAACGCGAUGAUCGCAGCCUACGCUCGCCCCGGGGAUUUGGAGCGAGCUCGGGCGCUGUUCGAGGCAAUGCCUGUGAGAAAUACCAUCUCGGGCAACUCGAUGGUGGCGGCGUACGCUCGGACUGGAAACUUGGGCGAUGCCAGGACGGUGCUUGAGCGGAUGCCCGAGAAGAACAUCGUGUCCUGGAACACAAUGGUGGCCGGCUACGCCGAGAACGGUUGCGUGGAGGAGGCCGAGGUGGUGUUCUCUCGGCUCAUGCCCGAGCACGACACUGUCUCCUGGGCCUCGAUGCUACUCGGCUACGUUGGAAGCCGGCAUUUCGAUCGAGCAGUGGAGCUCUUCUGGGAGAUCCCGGAGCGAGACAUGAUAAUCUGGAACGUCAUGGUGGUGGCGGCAGCUCAAAGAGGCAAGCUCCGCGCAGCAAAAUCGCUUUUUGAUGGGAUGCCGGAGCGGGACGUGGUGUCCUGGAACGUGAUGCUCCAGUCGAGCGCUAGCGGCGAGCGCGAGCGGGUGGAUUUGCUGCUGGACAUGAAGAUGGAGGGGAUCUCUCCCGACGAGGUGACGCUCUUGACGCUGCUCCACGCUUGCAACCAUGGCGGGCUCGUCGGCGAGGCGCUGGAUCACUUGGCGGGGAUGGUGGCGGACUGGGGGGUGAGAGCUGGCGAGGAUCACUGGAACGCGGUGGUGGAUGUUCUUGGGAGAGCUGGGAUCCAUGGCGAUGAGAGGCGCGGGAAGCGAGUGGUGGCUUCGCUCAUCCGGAAGGAGGAAGAGAUGGAAGCCAUGGUAACGAAGAGCACGAACAAGAAGAAGACUGCUCCUUACGUGUUGCUAUCGAAUUUAUACCGAGAUGGAUAG